AUGUCGAGGUCCGAGAGGCUUCAGCGGUGGCGGGAGGAAGAGGAGGAAUCCGAUGAAGAUGAUAUCAUCUUCCUUGGUGCUAUGCUUGCGGCAUUGAAGAGGAAGAAGAACAAGAAAAAGUUUCGCGGAUCUUUGCCGGGCCGCCACAACGUGCCACGAGAUAUCCUAGGCGGUCACAAGAAGAUUUACUGGGAUUACUUCGCUGACAAGCCUGUUUACAACGAAAAGCAUUUCAGAAGGAGGUAUCGGAUGUCAAGGGUACUUUUCUUGAGGAUAGUAGCUGCAGUUGAGGCUCAUGACGAGUAUUUCCGCCAAAAGGCUGAUGCAGUGGGUCGUAUGAGUGCAUCUGCAAUUCAGAAGGUUGUUGCACCCUUUCUGAUGCUUGCACAUGGUGUGUCAGCUGAUUUCUUGGAUGAUCGGUCAGAAUGGGUGAAAGCACCAUAA
Molecule: messenger RNA, 444 nt
Organism: Panicum virgatum (switchgrass)
Lineage: Eukaryota; Viridiplantae; Streptophyta; Magnoliopsida; Poales; Poaceae
Exons: 1
Coding region: 1-444 (147 amino acids)
Source: RefSeq, a predicted model, not a curated record